CUCCUCCUCCUCACCCACACUCCUCUUCACACACUCCUCCUCACACACUCCCCUCAGGCAGCUGGAUCUCCUCGUCACCAUGGGUAAAAUCAACGGCUGUCUGAAGUGCGUCUUCUUCCUGCUCAACGCCGUGUUCGGGAUCUUUGGAGUUUCGAUGAUUAUUGGACUUGUGAAGGCCCCCCCGCAGCUGUCAAGACAGAUGGGCCCCGGAUCCUGGGCUGGGAUGUGGGUAUUCUCCGUUGGGAUGCUGCUGGUUUCCAUCCUCGGGCAGACGGCCGAAAGGACCGAGAAGACAGCACUGCUCAAAGGGUUUGCAGGUCUGAUGGGGGCCAUAAUGAUCAUCAUGAUGAUCUUAGGGAUCGUCAUGGCUUCCUACAGAAACCAGUUAAAGAACAUCACCCCUGACUCUAUGAGACCGAUGAUGGCAGAUGACAAGGUACAAGAAGUUCUCGUCAACGUCCAAGGGCAGUUCCAGUGCUGUGGCAUUAUGAGCUAUGAGGACUGGGGGAACAGGAUCCCUUUAUCCUGUGAGUGUUUAGAAGACAACGUGUGCACUGACCGCCCAGGGCACUUGGAAGGUCCAGCUAAAAUCUACUCGAGGCCGUGCUUCCCCAUCGUGUCCGACCUGCUGGUUCCUGCCUUGACGGUCUCCAUGGGUGUCUUCUUUGGCUUCGCUGUCACCGCUCACUUCUGCCUGGGCGCGAGCCUCCUGAUGAUUGGUCAGGUGAGGCAUCACGACGGCGGGCACGGAUGACAGGCCAUCGCCCUGACGACUCAUGGGUACAAGCUGAGCCAUGGCUUCUGACCUCUGACCUCACUCCUCAUUUCUGCUUCUAAAUGAGUUGUGGCCUAUGAAGUCAAUAGUGACAUCACCAGGAGACUGAGAGUGUUUCACUGGUGUUCCCAUUAAAGAAAACAAAAAAACAAAAAAUUGUUCCUCAAUGUUAAGUGUUCCAUGUGUUCAUUCUCCUGUUACAAUGUACCUUGUUUCAGUGACUCCUCCCCUCCAUUCCUGUAAGAGGACAGGUGGACUCCUCCCUUCUAUGUAUAUAUAAUUAGCUGUUGACUCCUCCCCUCCAUUCCUGUAAGAGGACAGGUUGACUCCUCCCCUCUAUGCAUAUAUAUAAUUAGCUUUUUACUCCUCCCCUCUAUGCAUGCAUAAGUAGCUGUUGACUCCUCCCCCCUAUGCAUAUGUAAUUAGCUGAUGAAGGUCCUUACUGCUGGGAGGUUUCUGACUCGUGACGCUUCAGACCGACGCUCCUCUGACCUCAGACAGCAGACCUCCCACGUCAGACCGAGGCCCUGUGUCGCUGCCUCAUGGUUCUAACAUGGAGCACUUCAGGCAGGGGCUCCUUUGAAGGACUGUUUGGCCUCGCAUGAUUCUUCACGGGCCCUGAGCCUGCUGAGGGGUAGGAGGAAGUUGUGUCUCAGUAGGCCACUCCCCUUCUCAGUAGGCCACCCUCCAUCUGAUUAGACUACUCCCCUCUCAGCCGGCCACUCCCCUCCUCAGUAGACCACUCCCCUCCUCAGUAGGCCACUCAAUAGUGUUAAGGUAGUACUAGUAUAGAAGUAGUAUUAAGAUAGUAAAGUCGGUCUAGUGUAGCAGCAGUAUAAAUGUAGUAUAGUAUUAUUAUGGCAGUUGUAUUAAGAAGGCAGUAUAUUAGUUCUAGUAUAGCAGUAGUAUUAAGGUAGUACACUACUAGUAUAGCAGCAGCAUUAAGGUAGUAUACUACUAGUAUAGCAGUAUUAAGGUAGUAUACUACUAGUAUAGCAGUAGUAUUAAGGUAGUACACUGUAUAGCAGUAGCAUUAAAGUAGUAUACUCUUAGUAUAGCAGUAGUAUUAAGGUGGUAUAGUUGUUCUUGUACAGCAGCAGUAGAAGAGAAGCUAGGCACGGUGCUGAGUGUUUGAUUCCCCAGAGGGCGAGACACCGUAUCGAUACUAAAACUCAAUUACUAGGUCAAUAAUGGCCUCUUUCUUUCCAAUUCAAAUGCAUCUUCCACUCUUUCAACACAGGCGGGUUUCAUAGAGAGGUCUUCUUCAGAAUUUAUUUUGGUUUCUCAGAGAAGUGUGUGUGUGUGUGUGUGUGUGUGUGUGUGUGUGUGUGUUUGUGUGUGUGUGU
Messenger RNA from Gadus morhua (Atlantic cod), 2121 nucleotides. RefSeq names its product tetraspanin-15-like. The record is from RefSeq and is a predicted model, not a curated record. The transcript is spliced from 9 exons. The coding region runs from base 80 to 754 and encodes 224 amino acids. Gene Ontology annotation, cellular component: plasma membrane. Gene Ontology annotation, biological process: regulation of vascular endothelial growth factor signaling pathway. NCBI's taxonomy places the organism in Eukaryota, Metazoa, Chordata, Actinopteri, Gadiformes, Gadidae.